This is a messenger RNA of Ruditapes philippinarum (Manila clam), 3401 nucleotides long. RefSeq names its product interferon-induced protein 44-like. The record is from RefSeq and is a predicted model, not a curated record. The transcript is spliced from 7 exons. NCBI's taxonomy places the organism in Eukaryota, Metazoa, Mollusca, Bivalvia, Venerida, Veneridae. The coding region runs from base 153 to 1586 and encodes 477 amino acids.
GAAAAUAUCUGUGUACACAUUACAUGAAACGUCACGCUCACAUUCUCAUAGACAAACAGUACUAUAUUCAUCUGUAAAGGAACUAUUAUUAUGGAAUAUUACUAUUUGUAAAGGUAUUGAUCGUGAUAAUUGGCGACUCAUCAUUCGAUGAAAUGGAAGGAAAAUUAACAGAGAAAUAUAUGGACCAACUCGAACAAUGGAUAGAUACAGUGCCAAAGACAUUUACACUCCUGUUUGCAAUCACAAGAGAUGGAUGUGAUCCUGUGACAUUCCAUCAAAAAUGUGACAACCAGGGUGCCACCGUCACGGUUCUGUAUAACCAGCAUGGGUCAGUAUAUGGUGGUUUUACCAGUAUCAGUUGGACGUCAAAAACGGGAGUUUAUGUUAAAGAUGAUAAAGCGUUUUUGUACCAGCUCAAGUAUAGUGGCAGAGACAAUUUCAAUAUAUUUCGAGUAAAUUCUCCGGAUGGUGCCAUAGUUCAUAAUAAUCAAUUUGGGCCAUUAUUUGGAUCUGGUUAUGAGCUCUUCACAUUUAAGGGUAGAAUAAACAGAUCUGAAAACAUCUUUCCAUUAAAUGGAAGUAUGAAUCAAUCCGGAAAUACAUACAACAACCAGGGAAUGACAGCUAACCAGAUAAACAACGGUACAAUGGAAGUGACUGAACUUGAAGUUUACAUGGUAACAGAUGGUGAGCGUAAAAAGAAAAUAGAGAAACAGCUUUCACCUUGGCGAAAAAUUAAGGACUGGAACGAAAAGUUUCAUGAUGACCUUAAAGAAAAAAUAGUGAACUUUAAACCUAUACAAGGUUCGAAUGUAAGCGAGGCUCGAUUCGUGAUGUUAGGACCGGUUGGUGCUGGAAAGUCUAGCUUCUUCAACACUAUAGAUUCAAUUUACCGCGGCCGAAUCACACAGCGAGCUGGCAGCGGAAGUUCAGAGCACAGUCUCACCACUGCAUUUGUUCCGUAUUCUAUCGAAAUUAGUUCUGGGGCGACCUUGAACUUCCGGUUGUGUGAUACACGUGGUCUAGAAGAAUCUAUGGGUAUUGAUGUACUAGAGGGUAACUAUUUACUUGAUGGAAACAUACCGUACUACUACGAGUUUAACCCCACGAGACCAAUCACUCCAGAAUCGCCUGGGUUCAAAUCUGACCCUACUGGGAAUGACAAAGUUCAUUGUGCAGUGUUUGUAAUUGACUCUACAUCAUUAGAGGUGUUGUCAACAAAAAUUGUUGAGAAAAUGAAAGGACUACGGGGACUUAUGAAUCAAAAAGGAAUACCACAACUUAUUCUCCUGACAAAGGUAGACAAUCUCUGUGAGUACGUUGAGAAGGACGUGGCUCAGGUUUUCUACAGUACAAAAGUAAAAGAAGCUGUAGAUAAAGCUUCACAACUACUGGGUCUCCCACGUGCUAACAUACUUCCGGUGAAAAAUUACGAAAACGAGACUGAGCUUGACGACAACGUUGAUAUACUUGCUCUGUUGGCUCUACGUAAAAUGCUGCAUUGUUCUGAAGAUUUCAUGCUGAACAUGAAACACAGAGAGAAAGAUGUUGAAGGGGAAAUGGGAAAAUUGAAACUUGAAAAGUGAUUUUCAACGCUUAUCAUAGUAUGUGAAACUUUACAAAAACGGAAUUAAAAAGAAAUGCUAUAUUAAUAUACGCAUUAUGGAAAUAUUCUUGUUGCAUGUAAAUAACUGAACGAUAAGAAGAACUUCUUGAAACGCUGUACAAUAGUGGAAAUAUAUUACUAGUACUCGUUUUAUGUAAACAAUAUUCACAUGUACAUGUAUGCCCUGGCAACAUAUUUUUUGCACGUUUAAGCGUUAUCACACACACACACACACACACACACGCACGCACGCACGCACGCACGCACGCACACACACACACAGGCGCGCGCGCACACAAGAACGCACGCAAUACACAUUCAUGAAGUUUCACAAUAAUGCAAUACAUUUUUUAAUGUAAAUAUACAAAAGGGUUGGGCCAAAAGUUAUAACAACUUUUUCGACCGCCCUCAAUCGAGUUUGAUAUAGUUCAAGCAAGUUAUUUAUAGUUACUGUUUUUCAAGGGUAAACCGAUAAUAUUUUGGAAUUUUGUUUCAUUGCUCAAAUAUAGCAGAGCUAACGUUUAUCUUAACGACUAUAUAUAAUAGAUCUUUUAGCGUAACGUCAAUCUUGACAACUAUCUUUAAGCUUUUUUGAAUCAUUGAAUUAUUAGUCCCGCUACUUUUGAAUAUCUGUUAUAUAUAUCACUUCACGAUUUAAGUACUAACCGCUUUAAUUCAUCCUAAAAUUUCUGUUUUCUGUGUGUCAUAACUUAUAAUCCCAUCUUUUAAAGCCUUCAACUACGCUGAAUGUAUUCUAUCUUUAUUGCGCUUUUGCCCUACGCAGAAUGCGCAUGCGCAAAAUGCAACAUUGGUUGCUAUGGAAAAAUCGUACUGUAAAAAGGUCUAUACAAAAUAAGCGGGACUAAUAAUUCAAUGAUUAAAAGUCUUCUGUUCAAGGUUUCAUUAAAUAACUUUUUUAUCAGUAAUUUAAAUUGAAACAGCAGGGUGUUUAAGAUAAAUUUUAUUACCCAUGUAUUACAUAACAUUACACAAUUGGUAUUCCUUCGAAAGAUUGGCAAGGCGGUAAGUGGGAAACGGAUUGACAAGUGACCGGUUGUUAUUUGUCAGCUUGUAUUAAGAGGUUAAUACACGACAGGAGAGGGCCGGAAGGUGAUAAUCGGCCCGCAAAAUGAAUAAUGGACCCGAGGGCUUUAGCCCGAGGGCCAUUAUUCAUUCAGGGCCGAUUAUCACCUUCCGGCCCUACUCUGACGUGUAUUAAUGUCUUUAAUACACUUGGUAGAUCUAAUAGUAGCAUUUUUAAAAAACAAAACAAAAAAACAACAACAAAUACUUUGAAGUUCUUUCGAUUAAAUUCUUGUCUACUCUUCUACUGUUCUGUAGCCCGGGGUUCUAUGAUAUCACGGUACUUAACGUUUAUCGGAAAAUAUUUAAAUAUAAAUAUCAUAAAUGAAUGAGAUUUUUUUCUAUUUUAUAAUUGAACAAUUUCCAGAACUGUUUGUCAAAAAAUUAUUUCAAAAGAACCAAUAAAAAUGACAUUUUUUAGAAUAUUUUCAAUGUCUGCCAUUUUGGGAAAUUUCAGAGGAGGUUACUACGGUAUCAAGGUAAUCCCCAAAAAAGCAAGUAUGGAAGGAUAGAUGGGUCAAAACUUUCAAGUUAAGUUGUGAAAAACUUCCAACAGCUAACUUGCUAUAAAAUUAAAACUAUAUGAACAGACUAUAUGUCAGUAUAUGUGUUUAUAACAUAUUUUAAUUGACUGUGUAAAAACCAUUAAGGAAAAUGGUAGUCAAAUAUGAAGGUUUUAUAAAAUAGUUUUCUUGCCACAAAUACAUUCAUU